CCCAUGAUGCAGUUCAAACAGGAGGAAAAUUCAAACAGCUCUGGCGGAUCUGGGGAGAUGGCGGAGGACAGGGUUAGGGAAUUAGCCCCGGUAGGGGAAGAUGGAAAAGACAAACAAGAAAUCGAUCGUAGGAGGGUUUCACACGAAGGUGGAGACUUUCGAGAAGACAUUUCUGCUAAUUUGUAUCGCGACGAUUCGGAGGAGACAGAGGGCAAGCCCAGAGGUGUACACGGCAACCCCACCGUUUGUAAAAGCUCUGAAAUUCCAUCGGAAGUCGUGUCCCAGGAAAGUACCUGGACGAAAGAUGAGAUAAGGACACACAAAGAUUUCACCAAAGGUGAUUGUCAUUCAAUAGGAGAUUCACAGGAUGGAGAAGAAAACAAGGAGAAUUGCUGUAUUGCCGUCGUUCCUGCUCUAGCAGUGACAGACUCCUCUGCGUCGUCAGAGAAGGAAGAGUACUUGAAACACUUGGACCCCUCGUCGGAACUCGUGGCCAGCCUGAAAAACGCCGCAAACGCUGCGGCGUCCCAGGUAGCAAAGAGCGAAGAGGGGGAAUCUGCGCACCAAGCACAAGAAGACGGGUGUGUGGCCGUGGUUUUUCCCGGUAGCGUCACGCAGGACACCUGCUGCAAAUUUGUCUGCGAGAUCCUCAAGUGCGUUCUCUACCUGCGACAGCAGCUACCCAUGACCUAUGAUCAGCUUGUGGGCUUCCAGAAGAAGCAGCUAGCGGCCAGUCGGAGCGAGGGUGUGGUUGGCUGGAGGCCGGCGAAGCCCAGCGGCUGGGACUCGCGGAAGUGCCAGCGGACCCUGCAGGACCUGGAGGAGGUGCUGCAGCAGCUGGAGGUGCUGUUCUCCCUGAGCCGGGUCCCCCGGGUCCUCCUCCUGCUGGGUGGCACCACCGUGAUGCCCAAGGAGUCGUACGAGGUGAACAUGGAGGCCCUGGCGGCGGGCGCGGCCGACCGCAGCCUCCGCGCGAGCGCCUGCCUGCGCCGGCUCUUCCACGACCUCUUCCUGGCCGACAUCCUGUCGGACGCUCGGCCCGUGCGCCUCAUGGCCACCAGCGUCCUGGCCCUGGCGCACCGGGACUGCGGCGUGGGCUGGUUCCGGCCCAGGCUGGACUACCGCGUUCCCGCGCGGCCCAAGAGGCGCGUCAUCGCCCUCUCCUGCGACCCCUCCGUCCCCGGGCCGCCGCGACCGCAUGACGGGGACGACUACGUGUGGUUCCAGGCCCCCGUCACCAUCAAAGGCUUCUGCAAAUGACACGAGCGAACGCGGAAAGGCAACGAGGCGCAGCCUCCGGGCUGAAGGUUAGGGAGGAAAACGGAACAUGGAACUUGCAUGCUCCGCCGUUUUGGCUCCAGUCUUUCGAAAAGCCAAAGAGCCUAUUGGUGCUGUACUUCACAGGAGAUGAAUGUAAAUUGUGCGAAUGGCUAGCCUGCUUCUGUGAUUUUAAUGCCUUUGCUUAGAUGUCUGAUUUUAGCAGCAUUUAGAAAUGUUUGGGCAUCAUGUAUGUGGUGUGAGUAUUGUUUGGACAGCUUUUAAUCCUCAAGAGGACUUUUCAAUACUUGAUGAACUAGUGAUGAUGAACACAUCACCAAGCACUCUAUAUAUUUUGUCUCUAACCCCCAGUCAAUCAUCAAUUAAAGUAUUUUUGAAAU
Anguilla rostrata (American eel) is the source of this 1658-nucleotide messenger RNA. RefSeq names its product MAD2L1 binding protein (gene mad2l1bp). The record is from RefSeq and is a predicted model, not a curated record. The coding region runs from base 4 to 1260 and encodes 418 amino acids. Gene Ontology annotation, cellular component: nucleus. Gene Ontology annotation, biological process: regulation of exit from mitosis. Lineage: Eukaryota; Metazoa; Chordata; Actinopteri; Anguilliformes; Anguillidae. The transcript has 3 exons.